Molecule: messenger RNA, 740 nt
Organism: Musa acuminata AAA Group (dessert banana)
Lineage: Eukaryota; Viridiplantae; Streptophyta; Magnoliopsida; Zingiberales; Musaceae
Exons: 5
Coding region: 3-575 (190 amino acids)
Biological process (GO): intra-Golgi vesicle-mediated transport; intracellular protein transport; retrograde vesicle-mediated transport, Golgi to endoplasmic reticulum
Cellular component (GO): COPI vesicle coat
Source: RefSeq, a predicted model, not a curated record
UUAUGGGAGCCUCGCUGCCGAAUCCAGAUCUGGAUUCCCAAGGGGGGCAGCAAAAGAAAGACGCGACCACAGCGGGGAGAGAGGAAAGAAGCCGGAGUCGUCUUCUCCAUCCAUCCAAUCCGAUCCCCGAGAUGAUACUGGCCGUUCUCUUCACCAACACCGACGGCAACAUCCUCGUCGAGCGAUUCCAUGGAGUUCCUGCAGAGGAACGACUUCAUUGGCGGUCUUUCCUAGUAAAAUUAGGAGCAGACAAUCUUAAAGGAACUAAAAAUGAAGAACUUCUUGUUGCUUCUCACAAGUCUGUGUUUGUUGUCUAUACAAUACUUGGUGAUGUCUGCAUAUAUGUGGUUGGCAAGGAUGAAUAUGAUGAACUUGCUUUGGCAGAACUAAUUUUUGUUAUCACAUCAUCGGUCAAGGAUGUAUGUGGAAAACCUCCAACAGAACGGCUGUUCCUCGACCACUAUGGGAAGAUAUGCCUGUGUUUGGACGAGAUCAUCUGGAAGGGGAUGCUGGAGAACACUGACAAGGAUAGGAUCCGAAGGUUGAUAAGGUUAAAAGCUCCUACUGAUGCUUGAUUGGAGUUAUCUUGUCCUAGAUGUGUGACUUGGAUAAUUAUUCGUUCUUUGCCAUUAAUUGCUGUUGUAUGUUGUGAAUCAUUUGUAAUCUGGUGAGAAAAGCAAGCAUGAAACUUCCAGUUGUAGGAUAUAUACACUUUUGAAUGAUUUUUCUGAAAUGUUUUA